AUGAAUGUGAUACUGAAUACUAGUCCAGGAUUCAAUUUGGAAACAGUAGAAUACCGUAACGUCUCGUUUACUGUGUGGGAUGUCGGUGGACAGCAGAGGAUUAGGGCUCUUUGGAAGUACUAUUUCCGCGAUACCCAGGCUAACGUCGAUCGUAUGACCGAGGCUCGUAACGAGAUUCACUCUCUUGUUGAAGAUGCCGAGCUACACGGUACAUUUCUGAGAAUUAUUAAAUUAAUGAGAAAGUUACUGUGGUAG
Cooperia oncophora is the source of this 255-nucleotide messenger RNA. Lineage: Eukaryota; Metazoa; Nematoda; Chromadorea; Rhabditida; Trichostrongylidae. The record is from the annotation of a GenBank genome assembly.